AUGGCAAUGGAAACUUUCAACUUAAUAUUAGUCUUGAUCUCAUUGCUCAACAUCUUACAAAAUUCACAAUCCCAAACAACUAACCAGCUCACCCUGAGAAGUGCAAGUAUAAUCAGGUUCACAUACUACACCCAUCCUGUGUGGAAAAACAGCAACCAGAGUAUUUUCAGCUUGGCGAGGACAAGCAUAUCCGAUCAGGUGCCGUCCAGAUUCGGGAUCCUGUAUGCAUGUGAUAUCCUUGUAAAAGAUGGGCCUGAAAUCGAGUCGAAAGAAUUGGGAAGACUCCAAGGAGCUGCUACUACUGAGGACUUAAAAGAGACGGCCACGGGUGAGAUUUUCAAUUUAAUUUUUACGCACGGCGAGUACAAAGGGAGCACAGUUAGCUUUAUGGGAAGGAAUCCAAUUCUAAACAGAGUAAGAGGGACCUCCAUAGUUGGAGGCUCUGGAGCCUUCCGGAGGGCGUGGGGCUAUGUCAUUAUAACGACUUAUUCUGUCGACCAGUAUGGGUAUAAUGAUGUUGUCAAAUGCGACGCAGUUGUGUAUAAUACAACAUACACUUAG
Molecule: messenger RNA, 561 nt
Organism: Andrographis paniculata
Lineage: Eukaryota; Viridiplantae; Streptophyta; Magnoliopsida; Lamiales; Acanthaceae
Product: dirigent protein 1-like
Exons: 1
Coding region: 1-561 (186 amino acids)
Source: RefSeq, a predicted model, not a curated record